AUGUCGAAGCCGCGUGCGUCACCGACACCCAAUGCGCGAUAUCGAGUGAAAGCGCCGGAGGUACCGAUUCCGAAACGCCAGGUCCCCCUUUCACAGCAACAAGCACAGGCACCAUCAGGGCCAUCCCUCUCCCGACAAAGGCGUCUUCCGUUCUCACACCUCUUGACGAGCCUCCGCCAACGCUUCAGCGCACUCCCCACACCCAUCCGACGCGCCGGCCGCACUCUUCGCUGGCUGACCCCACUGGUCCCAAUUGCCCUCUAUUUUCCCGAACAUGUCAUGCAAGUGAUGUGGGUGCGCGGCCCAUCAAUGACACCUUGCUUAAAUGAAGACUACGAACAAUCCCAAACGAAGAGCGACAUAGUACUGGUCAGCAUGUGGCCAUGGGGAUCUAUAAUCCCAUUCCUUAAAGAGCCGAGGCUUGAGCGUGGAAUGAUCGUUACUUUCCGCUCCCCUGCGAACCCCUCUCAUAUUGCGAUCAAGCGCAUUGUCGGACUACCCGGUGAUCGUGUUACGACGCGAGAGCCAUGCAUGCGUCCGACGCAGAUUGUCCCUUGGAAUCAUGUCUGGUUGGAGGGUGAUGCUGAGAACCCGCGCAAGACGAUGGAUAGCAAUACAUAUGGGCCUGUCAGUCUAAGUCUUGUGACUGGGCGGGUAUGGGCAGUUUUGGGGCCGCGUAUGCGUUGGCUGGAUUGGAAGGAUUGGGAAAGCGAAACGGGGGACGCUAUCGAUAUACACCGAAGGAGCGUAAGAGACCGUGUGGUUAAAGAUGCUGUUCAGCUGGAGCAGCCUUUUUUGAAUUGA
Molecule: messenger RNA, 804 nt
Organism: Penicillium brevicompactum
Lineage: Eukaryota; Fungi; Ascomycota; Eurotiomycetes; Eurotiales; Aspergillaceae
Product: putative mitochondrial inner membrane protease subunit Imp2
Exons: 2
Coding region: 1-804 (267 amino acids)
Biological process (GO): mitochondrial respiratory chain complex assembly
Cellular component (GO): mitochondrial inner membrane peptidase complex; membrane
Molecular function (GO): serine-type endopeptidase activity
Source: RefSeq, a predicted model, not a curated record